Molecule: messenger RNA, 917 nt
Organism: Cololabis saira (Pacific saury)
Lineage: Eukaryota; Metazoa; Chordata; Actinopteri; Beloniformes; Belonidae
Gene: exosc4
Product: exosome component 4
Exons: 3
Coding region: 56-793 (245 amino acids)
Biological process (GO): poly(A)-dependent snoRNA 3'-end processing; rRNA catabolic process; U4 snRNA 3'-end processing
Cellular component (GO): cytoplasmic exosome (RNase complex); nuclear exosome (RNase complex); nucleolus
Source: RefSeq, a predicted model, not a curated record
AUAGAAAACAAGCAGGCUCGUGUUCGUCCUCCUCUGCGCGGGUGUUGACGGAGACAUGGCGGGUCUGGAGCUGCUGUCGGACCAGGGAUACCGUCUGGACGGGAGGAAAGCCACCGAGCUGCGGAGGGUCCAGGCCCGCAUGGGUGUGUUCACGCAGGCCGACGGGUCUGCGUACCUGGAGCAGGGAAACACCAAGGCUCUGGCGGUGGUUUACGGUCCCCACGAGAUGCGAGGUUCUAGGAGUCGGACUCUUCACGAUCGAGCUGUCAUCAACUGCCAGUACAGCAUGGCCACCUUCAGCACGGCAGAGAGAAAGAGGAGACCUCAUGGAGAUCGCAAAUCCACCGAGAUGAGCCUCCAUCUCAAGCAGACGUUUGAAGCUGCUGUGAUGACCCAGCUCUACCCACGCUCUCAAAUAGACAUCUAUGUCAAGAUUUUGCAGUCAGAUGGCGGUAACUACAGCGUGUGUGUGAAUGCUGCCACGCUAGCAGUGAUCAAUGCAGGAAUCCCGAUGCGAGACUACGUGUGCGCCUGUACAGUAGGUUUUGUGGAUGAGACUCCCCUCGCCGAUCUGUGCUAUGCUGAGGAAAGCGGUGGAGUGAGUUCUCUGGCUUUAGCGCUGCUUCCCCGGGGAGGACAGAUUGCUCUGCUUCAAAUGGACGCAAGGCUGCAUCAGGAUCACCUCGAGACUCUGAUUGAAGCUGCGAUGACUGCUUGUAAAGGUGUGAGCAAGGUGCUGGAUGAUGUGGUGAGACAACAUCUUAAAGAAGCUGCAGUACACACCAGAGAGUGAAGUGGGACCAGUGGAAGAAAAUCUGGACUGUUGGACUGAGAGCAGCUCUUUUUUUGUUUUUGUAUUCACUCAUGGCAUUUACUGUAUAUUUUAUAUGAACCCAACAAAUAAACAUUUGCAUGUG